GAGGGAGGAUCAUUCAGUGCCUGGCCACGGCCGAGGUCAUACACGCAACGUGAACAGAACGGUUUCGGGCUUUUGUAUCGUAGAGCUAGUGUGGCUUCGCAGAGACUGAACUUUGUAAAUAGUAUACCUUCCCCUGGAACGUAGUGGCCUUCAGUCCGAUUCGUGCUAGUGGUGUGGCGAGAGACAGUGCAUUUGAUUCCUUUUUUUUUCUGUGCGGCAAGUGUGAAGUUUUGCGCGGUGUGUGACAUGCAAGGAUGGCAGCAAUCGUACAACCACAGUCCCGUCAGCCAUCCCCAGCCGGUCUCCUGACCACGGUGGCCAGUCUACCGCCCUCCUACAAGCUGCAGUACGGCGAUGUGGUCGGCAGACCGGUCAUCGCCACGGUCACCGGUGGCGACAGUCCGCUGGAUUUGACGGUGCGCCAGGUAACGCCGACGACGACGCAGGCAGGCCCAAUAACACCACCGGCAACACCUUCCCCGUUGAAAAAGCGUUACCGUGAAGACAAUCAGUUGAAUGUACAGACCAAGACGGAAGAACCACUGCCGAAGCGGGUCAAACCGGGCGCGGUGGAACCCAGCGAACCGUUGGUGAUCGAUGUGAAGAAGGAUCUAACCACGCCAGCAAAAACCACUGCCAAGAAUAGUAGUACCGACGCAACCGUGCCGAAUCAACCGAAAAGUACGAAAAAUCCCCCCGCACCGGUAGCUCCAUCCGGUGGGACGAAGGAACGCCGCGCCAAAGCCAUCCGGAAGCUAAAGUUCGACGAGGAGAACUCAUCGCCCGUGUCGGGCACAAUCAUCAUCUCGCUGGAGGAAGCGCUCAGCGGUGACACACCGCGCGAAUCCGGUGACAUUGAUCCGCAGUUCAAUCUGGUCGAGGUGUCGGAUGAGGUGCGUGCUGAGCUGGCCGCCAUUCCGAACGUGAUCGGGGGUUACAACUGCAAACUGUGCCGGCUGGAGUUUGAGGAUGCGUUCGGGUUGGCGCAGCAUCGUUGCUCCUGUAUCGUGCUGCUCGAGUACCGGUGUCCUGAGUGUGGCAAGCGGUUUAACUGUCCAGCAAAUCUGGCGUCUCAUCGCCGUUGGCACAAACCGCGCGAUCAGGUUGGGAAGAAGGGCGGUGCUGGGAAGGUGGAAGCGGUAAGCAGCGAUUCAACCGACUCGGACAGUGCGUCGGGUAAGUUCCGGUGCAACCAGUGUGACAAAACGUUCAAACGGCCCGCCUACCUCAAGAAGCACCAGCUAACGCACAACAAACAGCCAAACAAACCAGUGAAGACGGCGUCCAAGCGGGCUCGUAGUCCAAGUGUUGCGUCCACGCUGGUUCUGUAUCGUGGUGAGGACUCGAACCAUUCGAACCAGUCGAGCCAAUCGGUGGAAAGCAGUGUUGUCACGUACACUACCUCUGUGGAAGAGUUGACGGCAAGUUCAAAGCCACCGCCACCACUUACCAUGUACACCACGCUCGCCUCCAACGAUAGUGGAACGCAGGAGAUUGAGAUAGUCACCUCGGGAUACUAUCAGGACGCGGGCACCGUGACGUUUGUGCAGGAGGAACGUGCUGGAUCGGUAGUGUCCUCAUCCGGAAGGGGAAGUGUUGCGCUGGACCAUGAUGAUGACGAUCAGGAGAGCGACUGUGAGGAACGGACACUGGUCAUCAACGAGGACUACCGCGAUAACGAAGAUGACGAUGACGACGAGAUGGAGCGUCAGUACCGGUCGGCCUACUGCGAUCGUUUCACCGAGGAGGAAAAUCUAGCCGCCGCCGCCCUUGCUCGACUCCGCAAUGGGCCCUCCGUCAUCCGGCACACGACGGCACUGGUUGUGUAAGUGGCAGUAAGUUUAGCACGUAAGUUACGAUUCCUUUUCGAUGGGUUCUUGUCACAUUCGUACCAAUUAAGAGCCGUGGGAAUAGUUAGUAUACCUGCUAGCUACUAAGACUUCGAUCGUACGUAGUAGCUUUAACAUUUUCCGAUACUCUUUAUAUACUGUGCCCGAGGAGCAGAGUGAUGUUCUACCGCCGGUUUGCCUUCAUUGCCUACUGAGCAAGCAUUGCGUGCGAUGCAAAUUUUUGUACAUUUCUUUAAUCGUAUCGAACCCGAUUCUACAGCGCCAUACCAAAGGACUACUAUUUAGGGCAAGUGUGUAGGGUUGACUGGCGCCACGCAUCAGUGUGGCGCUGCAAACCCUACGAUUUGCAACAACUAAGCUAGGCAUAGACAGGAGAUGGGAGUCAUAGUUUGUAGAGUUUACAUUCCAAAGAGAACGAGCAAUAUGCUAGUCGCUAGUUUUAUCGAAGCAAAGCUUCAACCAACAAUACUCUAGUCCGUAGUAUUACUUUUUUUUUUCUCUUGCUCUUGUUUGACGGAAGUUUCGGUGGCGAGUUUCGAGUGUUUCUUAUCACUGUUUUUUUCUUCUAUCCUAUUUCUCUUUUCCUUUCUUACCUAUCGUAUCAUUCAUUCGCUUUCAUUUCUGUGUAUCUUACUAUUUCUACACCUAACAAAAGAAAACAAAAUCAGGAACUUCCGUCCUUCGGCCAUACUUCUUGUACAUUCGCGGUUUGAAGUUUACGAAACUUCCCAAACCCAAACCCCCAAAGAUGAGUAAACAUCUAGUCAUUUGUGUAAAGUUUAGGAUUAGUCGUGUGGUUCUAUAGUUUACGUUUAGGUAUCGGCAAUCUAGCUCGACUCAUACAACGAUGGCUGAUUCAUCCAUCCAAAACCCUCCCCCCCCCCUCGCCCCGUUCAUCGAUUCUCAUCCCAUUUCUUCUAUCCCCAAACGUACUACACCUCACCAUCCAUAGCUCUUUCACGCUAAAUUAUUAACUGGACAGCUACUCUGUUGUUAUGAGCCCUGAGCUAAGCAAGACCUGACCAAAGAUUUCAAUCAUUCCUGCCUGGGACACUCACCCUGUCCCAAGCGUUGUACAAAAAAAAGGGCAAGUACCAGCUCUGCGGACAAGCAAACGAGCGGUUCCUGCCUAGUGAUUGUUUAAAGAAAAGUUCCUUUCCACAGCGAAAGGUGUCACAUUCGGUAUACGAUUUUCGGUUUCGGUUUGUUCUUCUGUUUUGUUUCUAUUCCAAGCAAAGGCUUUCGAAUGCACCUCGUCCAAAGUGUGGUGCAUUUGAAACGUGCGCUGCAGGUUCGGGAGUGGCUUUUGCAAUCGUGCGAAUAAUCGUGCCAUGUUAGGGUAGCAAAUUCCUUUCUGGUCACUGGUGUUUGUUUUCCGCGAAGUCAGUGACGGUAUCAAUCCGGAAAGGUAUCAACUAUAGCACAACAUGCCAAUUGUACAAUAAAGCGCACACUACGUAGAAUGUAAUCAUGGUGUAAGAGCUCUGGAGCAGAAGGAGUUAGAAGUUAGGGUAGCAAGCUAGUCAUACUGCAAAGUCUUAUUUUUGCUAGUCUCGUGUUAACGCCAAAGAAUGUGAAGUUCUAGUCCAGGUUCGUCGACCACACAGCUAGUCCAUCAGGCCCACUAGUCAGGGUGUGAGUGUACCUUUCGAAAACGCUCAUACAUUUCCUUUUCUGGUCAUUUGUCUAGUCAUAUUUAUUUAUUUAAUUAUUUAUUUCAUCGCAAGCUUUUCAUCAGCUUUCAGAAGAUCUCAAACCCAGUUCAUUCGUGUCAGACUAGUCAACCGUGUGUACAUUUUCUAGUCCGGAACACCAAAAAUAAUUAGCCCAUAACCAAAGAGACUUGCUUUAAAACCGUUAAAUACCAAAGAUAGUAUUACUUUAGGGUCAAGUCAGUGUGUAGGUUUUACUGUCUAUUUAUAUAUUUAUUUAUUUAUGUGAACUGCUAAUUUAUUUAACCACUUAUUUAUCACCUAUUUAUGCUCUAAAAACAUAUGUAUAUUUAUUUUGAUCAAUUUAUAAUGGUAUUUAAAUAAUUUAGCUUAUACGGCAUAUGGCGGUAGAACAUCACGAUGCACAAAACACGGCGGUACAGUAACAGCCUAACGAGUAACGAUUAACAAUAAGGAGAGGCAACAAUCACAUCACAUUUUUACAAUAACCGAGAGGAGGAUCACACAAGGAGAACAAUCGCUUAAAAUAUCUUGUUGUAGCCAUGUUGUUAGGAGCUUCUAUCAUAUUUACAGAAAGAUAUAAAAAAACACAUUAAGACAACGCGUCAAAUCUUUUGAAUAUUAGAACGUUUACAACGGAACGCAAACGUUCGAGGGUUUCUAAACAAAUCAAACAUGUGAUAUUAGGUGCAUAAGAUCUUUACAAAGAACCCAUCAUCCCCUUGCUACCAGUGUACGCACGAUUUGCUGUGUUGCUUUCGUGCAGGAUUUUCCUUUUAAUUUAUUUAAGAAUUUGUCCUCACCUCAUUCUACGUUUGUUGCAUGUCAUUUAACACGGUUUGCUUCUCAACCUUAAUUUUUAAGUAAAGGCUUUUUGCGCCAACUCUGCAGCUGUAACUCUGCUCCCAACUGCAAGUGUAAGUUUGCAUUUUUGAUUUUAAGAAGACAAAAAAAAAGACAUUUACAAACAUAAGUACAUGUACACUAACUUUUAUUUUUGUAACCAGUGCAUCAUUAUUUUAAGUGGAUUUUGAACAUUUAUAUAAAAAGUGAAAAGAAAGUACAAUAAAGUCAAUGCAAAAAAA
Molecule: messenger RNA, 4608 nt
Organism: Anopheles stephensi (Asian malaria mosquito)
Lineage: Eukaryota; Metazoa; Arthropoda; Insecta; Diptera; Culicidae
Gene: nerfin-1
Product: insulinoma-associated protein 1
Exons: 1
Coding region: 255-1829 (524 amino acids)
Biological process (GO): negative regulation of transcription by RNA polymerase II; regulation of cell cycle process; neuron differentiation
Cellular component (GO): transcription repressor complex; nucleus
Molecular function (GO): RNA polymerase II cis-regulatory region sequence-specific DNA binding; DNA-binding transcription repressor activity, RNA polymerase II-specific
Source: RefSeq, a predicted model, not a curated record